CGCUACUGGACCCAGCACUCAAACCAAACUUUGCUAGGAGGGUAACCUCCGGCCGCCGUUGCGACUGUUUGUCCACACGCAGCCACACACGCCUGGUUUUCGGAUCAUCGAACAGCGAACCCCUCGCAACCACUCACGCCACCAUGGCGACCCUUGAGCAAGAGCUCCUGGCCGACUUUGCCGACAGCGGCGACGAAGACAUUCAGGACUUGGAGAAUGACUUUGCCGAGGGCGGAAAUGAGGAUGAUGACAUGGUCGACGAGGAGGCCGAAUACAGGGAGAAGGAGAAGAAAGACAACAAGGGACCCGCAGACAUCCGGUCGGCUCAGCAACUCAAAGCGAACCUGGAAUCCGUACUCACGCGCAUCGAGGAGACCAAGGACCAGAUGGAUGUCGUAGACAGCGAGUCGUUUGAAGAGUCACCGGAAUACAAGCUCCUCACCGAAGCAAACGAGUUCUCUACCCAGAUUGAUGGCGAGAUCGCGGCGGUUCACAAGUUCAUUCGGGAUCACUACUCGGCAUUCUUCCCACAUUUGGAGGAUCUGAUCAAGAAUCCCGUUGUAUACGCAAGAGCAUGUCUGGUUAUUGGCGGCGGGCCUUUGAAGGACAUCAAAACCAUCACGCCACAGCUCAAGGCAAUUGAAGGCCUCGAGCCUGCUCAGGUCAUGAUUGUUGAGAUUGAAGCCACGCGCGUCGAAGGACGGCUCCUUGACGAGGCGGAGCUAAGCCUGAUAUCCAAUGCCUGCCACCUGCUACUGGAACUGAAUGCAGCCAAGUCCAAAAUCUUGGGCUUCGUCGAGUCGCGAACCGAGGUGUUUUGCCCCAACCUAACGGCGCUCAUUGGGUCCUUGACAGCCGCGCAUCUCAUUUCCUAUGCUGGAGGUAUCUCUAAUUUGGCCAAAACUCCGGCCUGCAACAUUGCCCCUCUUGGUUCGACCAAGGUUUCUGGCGCUACUGUUGGUCUGUCCAACAUUGGCCUGAGACACGAAGGUUACCUUUACCACAGCGAGAUUAUCCAGAACCAAAGGCCCGACCUUCGGAAGCAGGCGCUGCGGAUCGUGUCGGCCAAGGUUAUUCUAGCGGCGCGUGUCGACGCUCACUCGAGCUCGCGCAACGCCGACAUUGGCAUGGACCUGCGCAAGGAAUGUGAGCGUCGGCUAGACAAGUUGACGGAAAUCCCAGCGAACCAAAAGGGCCAGCGCGCGCUUCCCGUGCCCGACGAAAAGCCGUCGCGCAAGCGGGGAGGCAGACGGGCGCGCAAGGCCAAGGAAGCGACGGCCAUGACGGAGAUCCGCAAGGCGCAAAACCGCAUGACGUUUGGCAAGGAAGAAAAGGAAGUGGGCUAUGGCGACUCAACCAAGGGAAUGGGAAUGAUUGGAGCGACGGACACGGGGCGGCUGCGGGCACAGCAAAUGGACCCCAAGACGCGGGCCAAGCUCAGCAAGAAGAACGCGGGCUGGGGCGGCGACACGACGCUUGGGGCGGCGUCGUCGCUCAAGGGCUUUGGGGCGGCGGGGACGGCGACGAGUCUGCGGGCACAGGGCCUACGAACGGGGGGCGUGGGGCUUGGUGGCGCGGGCACCAGCUCGAUUGCGUUUACGCCGGUCCAAGGGCUGGAACUGGUGGACCCCAAGGCACGCGAAGAAGUGAACCGCAAGCGAAAAGCAGACGAGGACCGGUGGUUCAAGGGCGGGUCGUUUACGCAGCUUAAUGGGGGAGCGUCCAAGGUGGAUGCAGCGGGCUUCAAGGUGCCUGCAUUGCCUAAUAAGAAGCCCAAGUCGGACUAAGUCUGCUGGAAAAGAAGAGUGGCAGUGUAUGGUGGUACCACUACAGUGGGUAUGCAUAUGGGCACUUUUUGUUCGAACUUUUUUUUUUAACUAGCAUUUACUCCUUUGCUUUUCUUUUGCAAAGCAGGAUAUGGAUAUGGAUUCUGUGGCGUUAUCUUUUAUGCUUGUCUCUCUUUUUUGUUCUAUAUUCUUCUUAAUUUUCAAGAGUAC
Molecule: messenger RNA, 1997 nt
Organism: Exserohilum turcica Et28A
Lineage: Eukaryota; Fungi; Ascomycota; Dothideomycetes; Pleosporales; Pleosporaceae
Exons: 1
Coding region: 144-1787 (547 amino acids)
Biological process (GO): mRNA splicing, via spliceosome; spliceosomal tri-snRNP complex assembly
Cellular component (GO): U4/U6 x U5 tri-snRNP complex; precatalytic spliceosome; U4 snRNP
Source: RefSeq, a predicted model, not a curated record